Molecule: messenger RNA, 517 nt
Organism: Symbiodinium sp. CCMP2456
Lineage: Eukaryota; Dinophyceae; Suessiales; Symbiodiniaceae
Source: the annotation of a GenBank genome assembly
AUGGCCAUGAGCUCUCAUGAUUUCUUCGGUGUUGUCGACAUGGGCUCUCCGCACAAAGAAUAUUAUCCCAACGGCUGCCCGCUCGAAUGCAGACACGACCAGAUGUAUUGCUCCAUCGUCUCCUUCGACCAGAGCGGAUUGAUGCUCUGGGAGGAUUACUGCGAGGACGGCGAGGCCAACAACUGGCAUUGCCCGGUGAUCUGCCAAGCCGACAGCGCACAGAAGUGCGGCACCGGAUUCGACGAGUACUGCGUAUCCCUCGGAGAGACUUGCCCUGUGAUUUGCCAGGAGCAGUACUGCUGGACCGACAACUAUGCGGCGAACGGUGAUUGGUUGAGCACCACGGAGUCCUGCGCUACCUGGGGCGAGCAAUGCCCAUGUGGAGCAGAAUCCGUCCGCUGCACUGACCCAAACAACGCUGACGACUCCUGGUGCAGCCCAACCUUCUACGGCUGCCCGCUCAUCUGCAACGAGCUCACCGAGAAGACGUGCUUUCCCAUCUCAUUCACGCCGGAGG